Molecule: messenger RNA, 231 nt
Organism: Tetrahymena thermophila SB210
Lineage: Eukaryota; Ciliophora; Oligohymenophorea; Hymenostomatida; Tetrahymenidae
Product: transmembrane protein, putative
Exons: 2
Source: RefSeq, a predicted model, not a curated record
AUGGAUAAAGUCAACAUUAUUAUGAAUAAUCGCUUCUUCAAUGUUGGAGUUAGAGCAAGUCUAUUACUAGGAACUGUUGUCCUCUUCGGCUACGUCGGUCUUUCUGAUAAAGUUUUUAAUCCUUAUUUCGAAAAUAAAGUUGAAAGAGUCUACUUUACAAGACCAGACUAUGCUAACAAAUCAGUGAUAUUCUACUAGAGGGAUUAACCUCAUACUAUCAGAGAAGUCUGA